Pungitius pungitius (ninespine stickleback) is the source of this 1658-nucleotide messenger RNA. RefSeq names its product disabled homolog 2-like. The record is from RefSeq and is a predicted model, not a curated record. Gene Ontology annotation, cellular component: cytoplasm. Lineage: Eukaryota; Metazoa; Chordata; Actinopteri; Perciformes; Gasterosteidae. Bases 207 to 1295 code for a protein of 362 amino acids. The transcript is spliced from 10 exons.
GGAUGUUAAUGUAUCACUGGCCAAAGGGUGAAGACAUGACCUUUGACUCUGAGAAGAAUUGGCCGUGAGUCAAGCCCAGCAGCGGGGGUCAGAGCAGAGGCAGACUCUCAGCAGCUGCCGGGCGAAGGAGGCACAGCCCUGUUGUUGUUGUUAUUGCUGCAUCCUCGAACAGCUCAGCCUUGACUUUCCAACCAGACCCCUUCAUCAUGGAGACAGAGCAAGCGGCUGCGAGUUGUCGUGCACCGGGCCAAACCUCUGUCAGGACGUGGUUGUCCUCCAGCAGGAGAGGAACAACCAGAACACCCAGUGACGUCACCUCCCGUUUCCAUGGAGACGGGGUACGCUACAAAGCCAAGCUGAUCGGCGUGGACCCGUUGCCCUGCGCACCGGGUGAGAAGAUGUGCUGGGACUCUAUGAUGAAGCUAAAGGGCUUUGAGGCAGCAGCAAGGAGACAGGGGAAACACAAGCAGAGGGUCUGGUUGAAAGUUUCUGAGAAUGGACUGAAAAUGGUGGAUGAAAGGACCGGGGCUGUACUUCACGAGCAUCACAGGAGCAGGAUCAGCUCUUUGAAGACCGACGAGUCCGACCCCAGAGCUCUGGCCUACGUCUACCAGCACCACGACACCUGCAGCCUGUUCUACAUCAAGACAGCCAACCGGGCGGAACCGGUCCUAGUGGACAUUGAGGAGGUUUGUCAGAUUGUGGACCAGAAGUCAGCUGAAGAACCCGCGGAGGCCACGACACAAAUCGAUUCCUUGCUGCUACAAAGUGACACUUUAGUCCCUCCAGCUGAGGGACCAGCUCCUGACGAUGUCUUCAGUGCACAGCCGGGUUCUUCUUCAGGACAAUCAACACAGGCCUCUUUUAGUAACGAGCUGAUGGAAGUCUUCUCCCUCCAGACGGAGGAGCCUCUGAUGCCCAACAAGAGCUCGUGCACCAGUCAGCCAGAGUCUCCACAGCCGAUGCUCUCGUCCUCUCAGAUCCUCUCCAUGUUCCCUGCACAGCCGGCAGGCGGCUCUCCUUACUGCUCCCCCCCGUACUCUCCCUCCAGCCUGCCCUGGGGCCAGCAGGGGUUUCUGGGAAAUCAGUGGGCAGCUCCAGCUGUGGCACCGUGGGCACCGGCGGGCGUGACAGUCCCCCCCGCAGGCGGCCAGAUGAUGAUGGGAGGAGGCACAUCUGUUUUACCAACAGCUGUCAACGGGUACCUCGGCCCAUUAAACUCACCCUGCUCCCCCGAUGGAGCAACUGGACCAGCGCUGUCAGUAUCCCCCACCGGGAAUCCCAAUCCCCUCUAGUGAGGACGUGGUUAGAAUGGGGAAAUUAUUGAAAGGAAAAUGACUGCACAUUGAGACCAACAAAAGUUUCUAUUAAAUAUCUAGACUAGUUACUUCUUGUAUUUGCACAUGAAAUCAGAUCUUGGUUAUCAUGGUUAUUCAAGGUUAUUCGUGGUUAUUCAAGAAAGUUGUACAAUUAAGACAAUCAAACAAUCGUCAUGUCAGAGUUGCAGUUUGAAUUUCAGUAGUUGCUUAAAUUGGAAAAUACAAAGAGGUCAUAGUGUCACAAAAUGAGUUGUUAAUUGAAUAUUUUAAAUGCAAAUGAGUUGAUACUUACCAUGUUUCAUUUCACCAGCUCAUUAAUGUUCUGUUUUAUAAGUGUAU